AUGUGUCGCUUCCUCGUAUACAAAGGCAGCGACGAGAUUCUCCUUUCGAAGCUGAUUCUCGACCCGACGCACUCGAUUCUCAAGCAGUCCUUCGACUCCCGCCUACGACUUGACACCCGACGAGGCCAGAACAACGCCGACGGCUUCGGCAUCGGCUUCUACACGGACCCCAAGCUCGGCGCCGGCCCCUGCCUCUUCACCUCGACGAUCCCGGCCUGGAACUGCACGAACCUCCAGCGCAUCGCGUCCAAGACGGCCUCCCGCCUGAUCUUCGGCCACGUUCGCGCCACCACCGAAGGCUCCCUGAGCGAGGACAACUGCCACCCCUUCACCCAUGGCAGCCUCAUGUGGAUGCACAACGGCGGGCUCGGUGGCUGGAAGCACAUCAAGAGGAGCUUGGCCGCCCGCCUCGCCGACAAGUGGUACCUGGGCGUCAAGGGCGGCACCGACAGCGAAUGGGCCUUUGCCCUCUUCCUCGACAUCCUCGAGCGCCUCGGCCAUGACCCCAGCGCCUGUCCCGCCCACGGUUUCGGACCGACGGUCCUGCGCAUGGCCAUGGCCAAGACGAUUGCCGAGAUCAACGAGCUGACGGACUCGAUACCGCAAGACGUGCUGCAGAACGAAGACGUCGACACGAGGAGCCUGCUCAACUUUGCCGUCACCGACGGACAGAGCGUCAUCUGCACCCGUUACAUCAGCAGCGCCAAGGACGAGGCCGCGAGCCUCUACUACUCGUCGGGGACCCAGUGGGUGACGAGAACGGCGGAGCCGACCGACCGACAGUACCAGAUGGAGCGCAGGGACAGGGGCGCCGACAUCGUCCUCGUCGCCAGCGAGCCGCUGACCUUUGAACGAGAGAACUGGGUCAAUGUACCGACCAACUCCAUGCUGACCAUACACCGGCAAACCGUCAUGGUUCACCCGAUCCUGGACAAGUAUUACGAGCGGGACCCGUACCAUGUUCGAUCCAGCGCCUUUGUUCAAGCAAAGGGUCUCGUUUCGAACGAAAAGAUUCCCGGCGACCCGUUGUCCCCCGCCAACGAGCAUCCGCCGUCCAGCCUCGAUGGGUACCGCAAGUUGGCCGCCCAGUCCGUCUGCUCCCGCAGCCUCAGUCCAGACGUACAUCGUCGACCAACGACGCCCGUGUCUUUGCGAGAUUCGACGGCCCGCUAA
Molecule: messenger RNA, 1173 nt
Organism: Drechmeria coniospora
Lineage: Eukaryota; Fungi; Ascomycota; Sordariomycetes; Hypocreales; Ophiocordycipitaceae
Product: glutamine amidotransferase class-II protein
Exons: 4
Coding region: 1-1173 (390 amino acids)
Source: RefSeq, a predicted model, not a curated record